AUGGUUGAAAAUUGCACUGUUAACAUCUUUAGUGCAUAUGCACCCAAGAUAGGAUGCUCAGAAGAAGAGAAAGAUCACUUCUGGUCGGACUUAGAGGAGGAAAUGGAAAAGGUACCAGCAGAUAAAAGAUGCCUUGUCGGGGGAGAUCUGAAUGGGCACGUAGACCAGAAUAACCAUGUGAUCAGCAGUAUACAUGGUGGGUAUAGCUAUGAUGAAAGAAAUGCAGAGGGUGAGAAAAUUGUUGAUUUUGCCGUGUCCACGGAUAUGGUACUGGCGAACACUUUUUCCAACAAGCGGCAAGAACAUUUAGUUACGUACAAAAGCGGCGGAAGGUCCAGCCAGAUAGAUUACUUGAUGUAUAAGAGGAAAGAUUUACGUGAGGUAAAAUAUUGUAAGGUCAUACCAGGAGACCAUGUGAGUGUGCAACAUCGUUUGGUAGUGAUGGACUUGGUUAUGGAAAUUGAACAAAUAAGGAAGAAAAAAAUGCAGGGGCCAAAAAGGAUUAAAUGGUUUAAGCUGAACGAGAUUGAACUUUGUAGGCAGUUUAAAGAAAAAGUAUUAGAGGAACUAACUCAUGAAAUUGAGGAUGUUGAUGAAUGGUGGAACAGGACGAUGGAAAUAAUACUGAGGGUUGCUAGAGAAAUACUGGGUGAGAGUAGUGGCAAGAUGUUCGAAAAUAAGGAAACGUGGUGGUUCAGUGAAGAAGUGAAGGAUGCAACAAAGCAAAAGAGAGAAGCAAAGAAAAGGUGUGAGGGGACCCAAAUGGAAGAGGACUGGAUGGCCUAUAAGGAAGCAAAUAAAUUAGCAAAGAAAACUGCAGCAAUUGCUAAGGAUAGAGAAUAUGAUCAGCUUUACAAAGAGCUAGAUACCAAGGAAGGGCAAGGAAAGAUCUUUAAACUUGCACACAUGAGAAAUAAGAAUACCAAGGUUAUAACACACAUAAGACAGAUUAAGGAUAAGGAUGGAAAUAUACUGAGAAAUGAGAGAGACAUAAUAAGAGAUGGGAAGAAUAUUUUGAGGCCUUAUUGA
This is a messenger RNA of Macrobrachium nipponense, 1029 nucleotides long. RefSeq lists its product as uncharacterized. The record is from RefSeq and is a predicted model, not a curated record. The transcript has a single exon. Gene Ontology annotation, cellular component: nucleus. Lineage: Eukaryota; Metazoa; Arthropoda; Malacostraca; Decapoda; Palaemonidae. The coding region runs from base 1 to 1029 and encodes 342 amino acids. Gene Ontology annotation, biological process: chromatin remodeling.